CGACCUGAAUUUGGCCCAGGUCAGCCAGAGAGAAACCCCCCUCGAUUCACAACUCGAUCACGAAGCAUAAACUGUAAAGAUGGGCGCACCACGGAAACCCACGCUUCCCUUGCCCGGCAAGGAGAAUAUUCUCAUUACCAGUGCUCUUCCCUACGUCAACAACGUGCCACAUCUCGGAAACAUCAUCGGCAGUGUCUUGUCCGCUGACGUAUUUGCGCGGUUCUGCCGCGCAAGGGGUCUCUCAACGGUUUAUGUCUGCGGUUCUGACCAGUACGGCACCGCGACAGAGACGAAGGCCCUGUCCGAGGGGGUGGAUCCGGCGACACUUUGCGCCAAGUAUCACGCGAUCCACAAGGACAUCUACGACUGGUUCAGGAUCGAUUUCGACGUCUUCGGCCGCACGCCCACGCCCGAGCACACCGAGAUCGUCCAGGACAUAUUCACCCGUCUGUGGAAUAACGGCUUCAUCGAGCAGCGCGAGACCACCCAAGCCUACUGCCCCACGCACGACUCCUUCCUGGCCGACCGCUAUGUUGAGGGCGAAUGCAGUCUCUGCCACGACAAGGGUGCUCGCGGUGACCAGUGUGACGCAUGUGGCAACCUCCUCGAUCCUCUGGAGCCGGACUUGGACGCCUCUGGAAAUCAAGAGACCAAGGCGACUGGUUGGCUGAUCAAUCCCCGUUGCAAGCUCGACGGCACCACUCCCGAACGGCGCCAGACCAAGCAUCUCUACCUCCGCCUGGAUGCCCUGCAGGAUGAGAUCAAGGAGUGGCUUGCCGAGGCCGAGAAGGGCUGGAGUGCGAACUGCGUGUCCAUCACCCACUCCUGGCUCGACCAGGGCCUGAAGCCGCGCGGCAUCACAAGAGACCUCAAGUGGGGUGUCCCGAUUCCCACCGGCCUCGACGGUCUGUCGGACAAGGACUACGCCAAGAAGGUCUUUUACGUCUGGUUCGAUGCCUGCAUUGGGUAUCCCUCGAUUACCAAAACCUACACGGAUGCCGGUAACUCGGAGGGUACGAACUGGGAAAAGUGGUGGAAGAACCCUGACGAAGUCUCACUCUACCAAUUCAUGGGGAAGGACAAUGUUCCUUUCCACACCAUCAUCUUCCCGGCCUCCCAGCUCGGCACUAGGCAAAACUGGACAAAGGUCAAGCACCUGUCCACAACUGAGUAUCUCAACUACGAGGGUGGCAAAUUCAGCAAGUCUAAGGGCAUCGGUGUGUUUGGCAACAAUGCCCGCGACACCGGCAUCGAUCCCGAUGUCUGGAGGUACUACCUCUUGUCGAGGCGGCCAGAAACCAGCGACUCGGAAUUCAAAUGGGAAGAAUUUGUCGAUGCCAACAACAACGACCUGCUCAAGAAUCUGGGAAAUCUGUGCCAGCGCAUCGUCAAGUUCUGCCAAGCCAAGUUGGACGGCGUGGUACCCGAGUAUGAUGCCUCCAAGUUUCCGGCCCUCCAGCAACAUAAGAAAGAGGUGAACAAGCACUUGCAGGAGUACAUCGCGGACCUCAAGGCUUUGAAGUUGAGGGCAGGGUUAACCGCCGUCAUGAGCAUUUCUGCGCUGGGUAAUAAGCUAUUACAGGACAACAAGCUCAGCAACCAGCUCAUUGCUGAGGAACCGGAUCGCUGCCGCGCUGUCAUCGGCCUUGCUCUGAAUCACAUCCACCUUUUGGCCAACAUCCUAUCGCCUUAUAUGCCGGCUAAAGCCCAGUCCAUUCUCAAGCAGCUCGGAGUCAAGGGGGCUAGUGAAGAGGAUCAGAAGGCUCCCGCGCACAUUCCAGAUCACUGGGAGGCGGACGCCCUUAAGCCGGGCCACACGAUUGGAACGCCUGAGCUCCUCUUCUCGACCAUCCCCGCCGCGAAGAUUGAGGAGUGGCGCGAUGCGUACGGCGGCGAGGAGCUUCGCAAGCAGAAGGAGCUGGAGGCGGAGAAAGCGGCUGCGAAAAAGGCGGCGCGAGAAAAGGAGAAGGAGAAGAAGAAGCUCAAGAAGGCGGUUGCAGCUCAGGCGUCACAAGCGGCGGAGGGGUCGACUACUACCACCUUGCCUAUCCACCCUGCGGUGACUGCUCCAGUUGCCGAUGGCACGGCGAAAGGGUCCGAAUCGGUCGACCGCGCUGCUAAGGCUAGAGAAUAGCAAGCAAUGACGCAAUGCAUAGAGGGUUGAGUUGAUGUUUUUAGAUUAGACUCGCAUCAUUUGCUAGCGUGCUGUUUUGGAAUCUCAGCCCGUUCUCCCAC
Molecule: messenger RNA, 2235 nt
Organism: Parathielavia appendiculata
Lineage: Eukaryota; Fungi; Ascomycota; Sordariomycetes; Sordariales; Chaetomiaceae
Product: methionyl-tRNA synthetase
Exons: 8
Coding region: 80-2134 (684 amino acids)
Biological process (GO): methionyl-tRNA aminoacylation
Cellular component (GO): cytosol; aminoacyl-tRNA synthetase multienzyme complex
Molecular function (GO): methionine-tRNA ligase activity; ATP binding
Source: RefSeq, a predicted model, not a curated record